Messenger RNA from Lycium barbarum (goji berry), 3085 nucleotides. RefSeq names its product pentatricopeptide repeat-containing protein At1g30610, chloroplastic. Gene Ontology annotation, biological process: chloroplast organization. NCBI's taxonomy places the organism in Eukaryota, Viridiplantae, Streptophyta, Magnoliopsida, Solanales, Solanaceae. Gene Ontology annotation, cellular component: chloroplast. The coding region runs from base 174 to 2594 and encodes 806 amino acids. Gene Ontology annotation, molecular function: protein binding. The record is from RefSeq and is a predicted model, not a curated record. The transcript is spliced from 9 exons.
UGUCAUUCUCUCACCGGAAGUGACACAGCAAAAUGGGCCAUUUUCGCUAUAACCAAAAGCACUGAACAUUUACAACUAUUAGCCGAAAAAAUCCAAUCUUUUUUCACCAGCAACCAAAAGACCAAACCAAGAAGAGAAAAAGUUGCAGCCUUUGAUGCGUAGUUUGAUUUGACAUGGUGGCAAUUAUCUUAACAGAAGCUCUAUUUGGAGCUUCUUCUUGUACUGAUUUCAAUGGAGUUUUUGGUUCAAAUUACCUUCGUUGCCCUUGUUUUUCAUCAAGAUUUUCACUUUCUGAGACACCCUUUUUGGAAAUUUCUUUGGGAAAAAAAAAGGUGAAGAAACAGAAGAGGAUAGUUGCUUGUAGCUUAGAUAAUGGGAUAGUUGAUAGAGAAGAGCUUGAAUUCAAGCCUUCAUUUAAUGAAUAUCUGAAAGCUAUGGAGUCUGUGAAAGAAAAGAAACAAAGGGAUAGUGUUAUUAGAAGAAACAAAAGUGAAGAAAAGGAUAAACUUGAGAGUGUUAGAAGAAAGGACAGUGAAGAAAAGGGUAAAUUUGAUAGUGUUAGAAGAAAGGAAAGUGAAGCAAAGGGUAAAUUUGAUAGUGUUAGAAGAAAGGAAAGUGAAGCAAAGGGUAAAUUUGAUAGUGUUAGAAGAAAGGAAAGUGAAGCAAAGGGUAAAUUUGAUAGUGUUAGAAGAAAGGAAAGUGAAGAAAAGGGAAAAUUUGGAAAGUCUGAGAAGGAGAAAUAUGAAGGAGUUGGAGUUGUGAAAGAGAAGGGUAGUGGUGGGAAAUUGGAAUUUAGAAUGGUGAAGAAUCAGAAAAGAGAGAGCAUAAUAAGUAAGGAAAGGCAUGUUGAUGAGAUGGUGAGCAUGGAAAGAGAAGCUUUUAAGUCAAUGGAUGGAGAUGCUUAUGAUAAGCCAAGAGUUACUAAGGCUGAGAUGGAAGAGAGAAUCCAAAAGCUUGCAAAGUGUCUAAAUGGUGCAGACAUUGACAUGCCUGAGUGGAUGUUCUCUCAAAUGAUGCGAAGUGCUCAGAUUAAAUUCUCAGAUCAUUCUAUCUUGAGGAUUAUCCAAAUAUUGGGCAGAUUGGGAAAUUGGAGACGGGUGCUGCAAGUCAUUGAGUGGCUUCGUUCACGUGAACGCUUCAAGUCGCACAAGUUAAGAUAUAUUUACACAGCUGCACUGGAUGCAUUGGGGAAGGCAAGGAGGCCAGUGGAAGCACUAAACUUGUUUCAUGCAAUGCAGGAGCACAUAUCAUCGUAUCCAGACCUUGUGGCUUACCGUUGUAUUGCUGUCACUCUUGGGCAAGCAGGACAUAUGAAGGAACUAUUUGACGUCAUCGAUACCAUGCGAUCACCACCCAAAAAGAAGUUCAAGACUAAUAUUAUUGAGAAGUUUGAUCCACGGCUUGAGCCGGAUGUUGUUGUCUAUAACGCUGUGCUAAAUGCCUGUGUCCGCCGUAAAAGCUGGGAGGGUGCCUUUUGGGUACUGCAACAGCUAAAGCUCCGGGACCAGCAGCCCUCAAUAACAACAUAUGGAUUAGUCAUGGAGGUCAUGUUCGAAUGUGGCAAAUACAAUUUGGUUCAUGAUUUUUUCAAGAAAAUGCAAAAGUCAUGCGUUCCCAAUGCUUUAACCUAUAAAGUUCUUGUGGAUACUCUUUGGAAGGAAGGAAAAACAGACGAGGCCUUACUGGCUGUAAAAGACAUGGAAGGACGGGGAAUCGUGGGUACUGCCAGUUUGUAUUAUGACCUUGCUCGUUGCCUUUGUAGUGCAGGGAGGUGUGAAGAAGCGCUGAUGCAAAUGGAAAAAAUAUGCAAAGUUGCUACCAAGCCUCUAGUGGUGACUUACACUGGUCUAAUUCAAGCCUGUCUGGACUCUGGAGACAUUCAGAGUGGAGCAUACAUCUUCAACCACAUGCACCAGUUUUGCUCCCCAAAUUUGAUUACUUACAAUAUAAUGCUAAAAGCUUAUCUAGAUGGUGGGAUGUUUGAAGAAGCAAAGCAAAUGUUUUUCAAGUUAUUGGAUAAUGGUAACUCUAUUAGCAAUAAAUUGGACGGCAAGGAUAAAGUUUUUCCGGAUGUCUACACAUUCAACUUGAUGCUGGAUGCAUGGGCUGCUGGGAAGAAAUGGGAUGAUCUCGAGUUUGCCUACUCACAUAUGCUGAAAUAUGGACACCACUUCAAUGCAAAACGUCACAUGCAGAUAGUACUAGACUCCUGCAGGGCUGGAAAGGUGGAAUUAUUAGAAGCAACAUGGAAGGACUUGGCUCGGGCUGAUCGGGUUCCGCCAGUGCCACUAGUCAAAGAAAUGUUCCGCAUGCAGCUUGAAAGAGGCAACGUUGCUGCAGCCUUGGCUUGUGUUGCUGAUUAUCCUUCUGCUGAGUCGCAGGCAUUUUCUACCAAGUUUUGGAUGAAUUUUUUUGUGGAAAAUUCUGACAGAUUAUCAGAUGCUACUUUUUUCAGAUUGCUACAGGAGGUGAGCCAGGUUGCCAGAAAUGACGGCAGAAUACUUAACAAUCUGAUGGCUUCUUGUAAAGAAUUUUUGAGAACUAGAUCAGCAAAAGUUGAUAGAGUUCAUAGUGAAAAAGCUCUAGUUUGUUAAUUUUGCUCCACCCCAAAAGAAAAAAGACCAUCUUAAACUAUAUGUUCUGAUCUUGAACAAGUGCUCUAUUUGUUAAGAGUUUGGUCAAGUUCAUAACCCACUAUUCUUUAGUCAGCAUAAUUAUAUUUGAUUGUCUAGCUUAAUAAGAACUUAUGCAAUAAAGUUAACCUGCCAAAAUUGAUCUAAAUUUGGAUUGUAGGACCCCGAGUCUUGUCCAUACAACUCAAGUACAUGCAGAUUUCAAAUUUACGUAAUUUGUCACUUGUGUAAAACUAGAGGAUGUCUGAAACAGUUCUCAUUUCUCCAACAGAGGAGCAACAAUAGUGACCAGUUAUCUAUACACAAACAAAAGAAUAAAACACGCAACAAAUUCUGAGCACAGAUGAGGAUAGAAACUAUACCUGGCCCGGAAUUAUUAUUGAUCUAAAUAUCUAAUACACAAAACUCCUUUAUGUAAUCAAUCUGGACGAACGAAUAAAUAUAGAACCCCC